This is a messenger RNA of Metarhizium brunneum ARSEF 3297, 387 nucleotides long. RefSeq lists its product as uncharacterized. The record is from RefSeq and is a predicted model, not a curated record. NCBI's taxonomy places the organism in Eukaryota, Fungi, Ascomycota, Sordariomycetes, Hypocreales, Clavicipitaceae.
AUGACGGCUUCGCCAGCUCUCCAACGUCGGGAGGGCGUCCCUUUGGUUUCCAUCGUGUCGGGCUGGAGCAGACUUCCGCUUCGCCUCUGCUUGACCGCGGCCACCACUCUGUACAAGUUGCAUCGCAAUCCCAACAAGAAGCGAAACACCACGGCGAAGGCGAUGAGAAAUAUGCAUGCACCGGCGUACUGGCCGGCCGUACUGGGUGUAAAGGCCGAGGACCAAAGAGGCGUGCUUGUGGAGGCGAAGAAGACCAUGGUCAUGGACUCCAUGGUCAUGGUCAUGUUGGAUGAUGGCAUGGGCAUGGCACCGGCUGUUGAAGAAGGCAUUGCCAUGGACAUUGACGACGAUGCUGCGUCCAUGUUGGCGAUUGUUGCGUGUGCGUAA